AUGCCAUCCACCUCCGCGGCUUUGACGCCUGGUCUGGCGUCCUUCCUGAAGUCUCUCAGGACCACCCCGAUUGAUACAUCCAUUGACAACCUGAUCUCGCUCUUCAAGCGGAGACAAAUUCGUCAUUCCAGAUCAUGCGCUACCGCGACUGCUUACCUGCUCCUUCGUGUUGUCUCGGCUUGCAGGACUACUGAUGCGGCCAAACUGAUUGAGCGCGUUCAGAGUGUGGGAAGGCGGUUGGUGGCUGCUCAGCCCCGAGAAAUGGUCGUCGGAAAUAUCGUUCGGCGUGUACUUGGUCUCAUUCGUGACGAAGCUGAGGACGAGAGGGACGGUGAUUUUACGCUUAGUGAUGCUGGUUCUGAAAGUCUGCCCCAAACCCCUCGGGUCCUAGAUGAUGCAUCGGACGCUUUUUCGCUGCGCCAUGAGGGUUCCGAACGCUCCUCAUCAAGACCGCCUUUUACUUCGCUGGCGACAACACCCAUUUCCAUGUUCAAUCUGCUUUCACAUCCAGAGCCCGAGUCUUCGCUCCCCGGUACUCCUGCAUCGGCCUCUCCAUCUGGUCGGUUGUUGCUGGGGCAUGCUCCCAGUCGGGAUAUCCGCGCUGAAGUUCUCGACGGAAUCGGCGAAAUCAUCGAUGAACUGGGUCAGGUCGACGACCAGAUUGCGGCCUACGCUCUCGAUCACAUUCAUUCCAACGAAGUCAUCCUCACCCACACAUCCUCUACAACCGUUCAGAAAUUUCUUCUCAAGGCCGCUGCGAAGCGGAAGUUUACCGUGGUCCACGCCGAAUCCUAUCCCAACAACCAUGAAGCGACGCACAGCACUAUCAGCGGCGCAGCAUCCGCGGACGAGGAGAUACUCAGCACGGAAUCUUUUCAGAAACCGUUGAUCGCUAUGGGCAUCACAGUCAUCUUGAUUCCCGAUUCUGCCGUUUUCGCCCUCAUGUCCCGUGUAAACAAAGUGAUCCUGGGCACGCAUUCCGUCCUCGCAAACGGCGGGCUGGUCGCUGCAGCCGGUACACGUCUCAUUGCUCGUGCGGCCAAGGUGCAUCAGACACCUGUGGUUGUCGUCAGCGGCGUGUACAAGCUCAGUCCUGUAUACCCAUUCGAUUUCGAAUCACUGAUUGAGUACGGAGAUGCCAGCAAAGUCAUCCCGUACGAAGAUGGCGAUCUGAUGAAUCAGGUCGACGUCCAGAACCCACUGUACGACUACGUUCCCCCAGAAUUGGUUGAUCUCUACAUUACCAACCUGGGUGGCCAUGCGCCGUCUUAUCUUUACCGUAUCGUGUCCGACCAUUACCGCAAGGAGGAUAUCAACUUCUAA
This is a messenger RNA of Aspergillus clavatus NRRL 1, 1323 nucleotides long. RefSeq names its product translation initiation factor eIF2B subunit beta. Bases 1 to 1323 code for a protein of 440 amino acids. The record is from RefSeq and is a predicted model, not a curated record. Gene Ontology annotation, cellular component: eukaryotic translation initiation factor 2B complex. Lineage: Eukaryota; Fungi; Ascomycota; Eurotiomycetes; Eurotiales; Aspergillaceae. The transcript is spliced from 4 exons. Gene Ontology annotation, biological process: translational initiation. Gene Ontology annotation, molecular function: guanyl-nucleotide exchange factor activity; translation initiation factor activity.